Molecule: messenger RNA, 1116 nt
Organism: Oryzias melastigma (Indian medaka)
Lineage: Eukaryota; Metazoa; Chordata; Actinopteri; Beloniformes; Adrianichthyidae
Gene: ap3s2
Product: adaptor related protein complex 3 subunit sigma 2
Exons: 6
Coding region: 127-705 (192 amino acids)
Biological process (GO): Golgi to vacuole transport; intracellular protein transport
Cellular component (GO): intracellular membrane-bounded organelle; AP-3 adaptor complex; membrane coat
Source: RefSeq, a predicted model, not a curated record
CUCCUAAAUAAAGGUACAUAACCGGAAGUGAGCGGAUUUAGCUCCUUAGCCUGGAAUCUAACAGCAUUUAAUCAUACAAAUUGUUGUAUAUUUAACUUUUUGAAUCGUAAACACGAAAAAAUUAAAAUGAUUAAAGCGAUUUUGAUUUUUAACAACCACGGGAAGCCGCGGCUGAUCCGAUUCUAUCAAUAUUUUACGGAGGACAUGCAGCAGCAGAUCAUCCGGGAAACUUUCCAUUUGGUGUCAAAAAGAGAUGACAACGUUUGCAACUUCUUGGAAGGGGGAAGUCUCAUCGGAGGCUCCGACUACAAGUUGAUUUACCGGCACUACGCCACGCUCUACUUUGUGUUCUGUGUGGACUCGUCUGAAAGUGAACUCGGCAUUCUGGACCUGAUCCAGGUGUUUGUGGAAACGUUGGAUAAAUGCUUUGAAAAUGUUUGUGAGCUGGACCUCAUAUUCCACAUGGAUAAGGUCCACUACAUCCUGCAGGAGGUGGUGAUGGGGGGCAUGGUGCUGGAGACCAACAUGAACGAGAUCGUGGCGCAGGUCGAGGUGCAGAACCGCAUGGAGAAGUCAGAGGGAGGUCUAUCCGCGGCGCCUGCUCGCGCCGUUUCCGCCGUGAAGAACAUGAACCUUCCCGAGAUUCCCCGCAACAUCAACAUCGGGGACAUCAACAUAAAAGUUCCCAGCCUCUCCCCGUUCUGAGGAGCAUCCUCGUCACCCCCCUUCAUUCCGCUCGCGUCUGCUGCACACGGAGAAGCAUCAAAAUCAUCUUUUCAAUUAACGUCCCAGCUCCUCCAUCUGCCACAGCAGGUUGGCUGGAAGGCGUCAGAGACUUUUUUCUAAUUGCUCAAGCACAUUUGUUUUUUUUUUUGUUGUGAUUUAUGAUUUUUUUUUUCCCCUCGUCUGGAAUAUAUUUCAUGUUGGGAGUCAGUUUGAAGGCCGAAUGUUUCCCCUGAGUGAAGCUGUGCUCCGUGCCGACAGCUGAAAUGCUUUUGUAAAGUUCUAUUUUUGUGUAUUUUGUUGUCGUGUUUUAACAUGUCAAAGUUGAUUCUUAUCUCGGUCUGUAAGCAUUUCUUGGCAAAAUAAAUGAAGUCAUAAAUAAUAAAAAAAAAA